Messenger RNA from Lagenorhynchus albirostris (white-beaked dolphin), 1236 nucleotides. It is a transcript of the gene ACR, whose product is annotated as acrosin. The record is from RefSeq and is a predicted model, not a curated record. Gene Ontology annotation, cellular component: acrosomal vesicle. The transcript has 5 exons. Gene Ontology annotation, molecular function: serine-type endopeptidase activity. Lineage: Eukaryota; Metazoa; Chordata; Mammalia; Artiodactyla; Delphinidae. The coding region runs from base 4 to 1236 and encodes 410 amino acids. Gene Ontology annotation, biological process: acrosome reaction; proteolysis.
GAGAUGCUGCCAACUGCCGUUCUGCUGGUCUUGGCAGUGUCUGUGGUCGCUAGAGAUAACACCACGUGUGAUGGCCCCUGCGGGCUACGGUUCAGGCAGAACCCGCAAGGGGGCAUGCGUAUCAUCGGUGGGCAGCCCGCAGCGCUCGGGGCCUGGCCCUGGAUGGUCAGCCUCCAGGUCCUCACGUACCACGACAAUCGGCGGUAUCACGUGUGCGGGGGCACCUUGCUCAACGCCCACUGGCUGCUCACUGCUGCUCACUGCUUCCGGAGCAAAACCAAAGUUACCGACUGGAGGCUGAUUUUCGGAGCAAAGGAAGUCGUGUGGGGAAGCAAUAAGCCAGUGAAGCCGCCUCUGCAGGAGAGAUACGCUGAGAAAAUCAUCAUUCACGAGAAAUACUCCCCGGGCUCAGAGGCAAACGACAUCGCUCUCAUGAAGAUCACCCCUCCUGUUCCCUGUGGGUACUUCAUUGGACCAGGCUGCCUGCCCCAAUUUCGGGCAGGCCCACCCAGAAUUCCCCAGACAUGCUGGGUGGCUGGCUGGGGAUUCUUAAAAGAGAACGUCCCCAGGAUAUCACCUGUACUGCAGGAGGCACGUGUGAACAUCAUCGACCUCGACUUAUGUAACUCGACCAGCUGGUACAAUGGGCGCAUUCGUUCAACCAAUGUGUGCGCAGGGUAUCCUGAAGGCAAGAUUGACACCUGCCAGGGGGACAGCGGCGGGCCUCUCAUGUGCAGAGAGAGCGUGGAAAACAGCUACGUGGUCGUGGGAAUCACAAGCUGGGGGGUAGGCUGUGCCCGAGCUAAGCGCCCCGGAGUCUACACGUCUACCUGGUCCUAUCUGAACUGGAUUGCUUCCAAGAUUGGUUCUAAUGCUUUGCACAUGAUUCAGUUGCCCACCCCUCCCCCUCCUUCUACUCCAGCCCCCCCCACUAAACCCGCCUCCACUCAGCCUUCUAUUCGCCCACCUUGGUACUUCAAACACCCUCCUCGACCACCUCCCUCCCAGAGCCCCACUGCAGUGGCCCGACCCCAACCCGCAGCUCCACCGCUCCCCGCUCCCCCCCCGGCCCCCCCUCCCCCACCGCCACCUUCCACUAAACCUCCCCAAGCACUUUCUUUUGCCAAGCGACUACAGCAGCUCAUAGAGGCCUUGAAGGGGCAGGCCUUUUUUGACAGAAAGUGCACUUAUGAAAUGGAGACCACAGACAUCCCAGAGCAGCCUGCCUCCUUCUGA